Molecule: messenger RNA, 2391 nt
Organism: Rhipicephalus sanguineus (brown dog tick)
Lineage: Eukaryota; Metazoa; Arthropoda; Arachnida; Ixodida; Ixodidae
Exons: 14
Coding region: 271-2082 (603 amino acids)
Biological process (GO): meiotic chromosome segregation
Cellular component (GO): nucleus; chromosome, centromeric region
Source: RefSeq, a predicted model, not a curated record
GCCGGGGAGAAGACGUGUGGCGGCUGGCUGUUCGAGGGGGUCUCAAGGCCGUUGGGAUCCGGACCCAAGCCAGCAGACCCGGUGGCGACCACUUCGACCUUCAAGGGCGACGCCUGCUGUACAAGCCUGCAGCGGUGCCGGUUCCCAGUGUCACCACGACAUCCCGAAGUCUGCUGAACUUCGACUAGGCCGGUAAGAACAUCAACUGCUCCGCUUGGCAAAGCAUACCGACUGAGUUUAACCAAGCUGUAACUUCCCCGAAGCCUGCCAAUGUCGUCGUUCAAGCAGCCGGCGAAAUACAACAUCAAGCGGGGACAGUCAAACAAGAGCAACCACAGUUCCUUUAUGAACCAGUCGGACAUGCGUGCAAAGUACAGAAAGAAAUUUCGAGCCAUACUUCAGAAGAACAAACUCCUUGCCAGAGCUCUUGUGGAUGCCAGGGCAAAAAUAAGUGAACUGGAAGGUGCGGGCAGCAGACAGCAAAAAAUUGACAACCUUGCAUUGCCUCAGAUCAAGUUGUGGCUCGAAACAAACCUGCAGCUCAUGCACACCAUAGCCAGCAACAGCACCCGAGGCAUCAAGCUUUUACAGGACAUAAUGACGCCCGGGCAGGACAUCUCUCUCACGGGCAUCUCCGACAUGGACUUGUCCUAUUCUCAGGAACGGAGGCGAUCCUUGCAUCCACCAGGCAGGCAGGGCUACGACGAAUUCGGGAACGUCACGGUGAUUCCUGAGGAAAGCGACAGCAUGAUUGACAGGUCGGAACAUCUGCUCAACUCUGUCAUGAUUGAAGAGGAGCCCGAGGUCGACCUAUGCUCGAGAGUCACCGUCCGAAGGAAAAGCCGCAACACGAGGUCGUCAGCAGGCAGACGUAGCAGCCUCUUGGACGCCACGCCUGUCGCCCCCGACGUUGACCAGGAUUCCGACUCGGCGGUGCCAACAUUUAAAGUGGUCGACGAGGAAGCGUCGAUCCUUUUGAGAGAGGUCACGGGACAGGAGAAGACCGUGGUCCGUGCAGAGUCCGUAGUCCUGCCACCUCCCGACAAGGUCCAAGGGCCCAGUGUGAACGAGUACAGCGCAGCAUUCAGCUACAGGCCAAAGAUACCCCGGACUCCAGACGUCACUAGCAAGGACACGAAUGGCUUGUUCUCUGAAGAUUUCUUAAGCAGCCCCUUGCAAACGCGUCAAAGGACGAGGGUGUCUGAAAUUCCUCUGCAGCCUUGGCCUAGGAAGUCUGAAACUGUACGCCAGAAUUCACGCAACGCCAGGUGGAGCGGCCCUGCAGAUUUCAGCCCCUCGGAGUGCCCCUCGCCGUUGACAUCAACAGCCCUGCUGGAGCACGCCUUCAUCGAGUCUCCCACUUCCACUCUGCAGCGACAAGGCGGCAACUUGGCUUCUCUGGAAACGACCGCACCCAGCAAUUUGGACGAGACUCUUGAAGCGGCACCGCGGAGACAGUCGGCCAGAAAGUCCUGCAUGUCGCGAGCCAGCGAUGUCAAGAAGUCGUCUCGCGUGACCUUUGUUGUCAACAAGGCAAGAGAAGGUAUGGCUGCUGCGCGUGAAGCCCCACGGGACUUCACACCUGUCACAGUGGGGUCAGAGGAACCCCGAAAGGCACCACACCGUGCGACGUAUUUUGUUAGCAAGCCGGAAGAAACGACUGAUGCUCCAGAGCACGAAGGCCUGGGCGAUGUGCAGCCUCGUACUGUCAACACCGAGGUAAACGUUGUGGAACACAAUGGUGACUUGCCGGAGAAAAAGGAAAUCGAAGCUGGGGGUAACAGUGGAGGCACGAUGGAGAAGGAAGUUUCGCAAAAAGCUGACAGUCUGUCCAAGCAGGCCCGUCGCACUGGCAAGAAGUCGCGCGGCAAGCCACGGGAGGUCAGCCCCGUAGAAACGGAACCUCCUCGGAAAAGUGACGGACCGCUCAAUCCGGAGCCGAUGGAUAUGGACGUCGGGGCUGGUUCCUCAACAGACGAAGAAGGUGCCACGCGGUCCUCAACGGGGCGGUCAUCCAGGAGAAAUCUGCAGCCCAAGAGCUACAAACUGCCAAGCAUUCGCACAAAACUUCGACGACCAUGAUAAUGGGCAAAGAGACAUGUCAUUGUGUGUAGUUUUAACUUAUCGCCUAGGUUUUUAUAUGAUGCAGUUUAACGGCACUGUGGGCAUUGGUUCUGAUCACGCUUUCUCACAUUUAUUUUAUAUUUUUUUAACUAUUAACAAAGGCAGUCGUUUUUAUAUACCUUGUAGCAGAUAUGCAAGGUACUUCGUGUAAUCCUUUUGAUGAACAAACUGUCGUGGAAAGACACGAUGUAGAUGAACCCAAGUACAGAGGAACGCAUGUGACAGGUCGGGCAAAGUACAAACCGAAAACAAACUCUGCGAGAUGUC